Molecule: messenger RNA, 1056 nt
Organism: Hirsutella rhossiliensis
Lineage: Eukaryota; Fungi; Ascomycota; Sordariomycetes; Hypocreales; Ophiocordycipitaceae
Product: phosphomethylpyrimidine kinase domain-containing protein
Exons: 5
Coding region: 1-1056 (351 amino acids)
Biological process (GO): pyridoxal 5'-phosphate salvage
Cellular component (GO): cytosol
Molecular function (GO): pyridoxal kinase activity
Source: RefSeq, a predicted model, not a curated record
AUGUCGGCCGGAGCCCCCGUGCUCGCCACGCGGGUCCUGGCCGUGGCCAGCCAUGUCGUCUCAGGCUAUGUCGGGAACAAGAUCGCCGUCUUCGUGCUCCAGGCGCUGGGCUGUGACGUGGCCGCCUUGAACACGGUGCACUUCAGCAACCACACCGGGUACAGGCAGUGGACGGGCACAAAGGCCUCGGCCCAGGAGAUUGCAGACAUCUACAGGGGGCUGAGCCAGUCCUUUCUCGACGACUUUGACAUGAUGCUCUCGGGCUACAUCCCCGGCGCCGAGGCCGUCGCAGCCGUCGGCGGCAUUGCCAAGGAGCUCAAGGAAAAGGCGCGAGGCGCGCCCGGCAGCUUCUUCUGGGUCUUGGACCCCGUCAUGGGCGACAAUGGCAAGAUAUACGUCGCAGAGGAUGUCGUCCCCGCCUACAAGUCGCUCGUGCCAUAUGCCGACUUGAUCCUCCCCAACCAGUUUGAAGCCGAGCUCCUGUCUGGCGUCAGCAUCGUCGGCAUGGAGAGCCUGACAGAGGCGAUUCAAGCGCUGCACGACAAGUACCGCAUCCCGCACGUCGUCAUCACCUCGGUCCGCCUCCCCGCCGCGGACCAGCCGGCCGACCAUCUCUCCGUGGUGGGUUCUAGCAUGACGUCCGACGGCAAGGCGCGGCUGUUCAAGAUUGUCUUUUCCUCCAUCGACUGCUACUUCUGCGGCACGGGCGACAUGUUUGGCGCCCUCAUCACCACGCGCAUGCGCGAGGCCGUCGAGCACGUGCCCGGGUUGCGCGAGCGGCCGAGCUGGCUGAGCAACGAUGCCACGCCGGCGCUGGAGCUGCCGCUGGCCAGGGCCACCGAAAAGGUGCUGGCGAGCAUGCACGAGGUGCUUUCGCGGACCAGGGACGCCAUGCCCGCCGUCGUGGAGCGCACCCGAGCCGCCAUGACCGAGGGCGAGAGGGCCGACCAGAGGAAUGUGCACUACAUCAAGACAAAGGCUGCUGAGCUGCAGCUGGUCCAGAACCUGGACUGCCUGCGCACCCCGGCGACGGAGUUUAGGGCCAAGGCGAUAUAA